AUGCACGCCUCACAGCCGUUUGAUGACCCUUAUGCCAAGUGCUGCGGCGCUUCCCAGCAGCAGCAGGAGCAGCCGGAGCAGCAGCACCGGCAGCAGGAGUUGCAUCGGCAGCGGCAAGGCAGCAGCGGCAGCCUGCCCCCAGAGACGCCUCCGUCCUUCCCCGCCCCAGCCGCCUCGCCAUUCCAGCAGCAGCAGCUGUCCAAUGCCCACGCCGCCUCCAGCGGCCGCGGUUCCCUGGGCCCUUUCGACAGCAGUUUCUCCCCGACCGCCCCCGGCGCUCACGAGCCGUUCGCCACGCGCGCCAACGCGGCAGAGUGCAUGGCGUUCUUGCAGUCCGGCCUCGACGCCGCUGGCGCGCGCACGCGGCUGCCGGACGCCCUUUCUGCGGCGUCCGACCCGGCCGGCGCGCUCCCGGCCGCGCUCAACGCGGCGCACGAGCUCCUUGCGCUGCUGCGGCGCUCGGACGAGCUGCGGCGCGCGCAGGAGGAGGCGGCGGGACGGCUGCGGUCAGAGGCGCGCGCGGCGGGCCACGCGGCGGAGCAAAUGCGGGGGCGGAGCGAGCAGCGGGACCAAGAGGCCGCCGGCCUCAAAAUCAAGCUGCGGCAGCUGGAGGCGUGGUAUCGUUCUGAGGUGGCGCGCCUGGGCGCCGAGCGCGACGACCUUGCGCGCCGCGGCGCCGCGCUGGAGCAGCGGCACGCGCAGUUUGGUCACGAGCUGCGGCGGCGGGACGGGGAGGUGGAGAAGCUGCAGGGGCGAGUGCGGGCGCUGCUCAGGGCGCCAGCUGACAUGCGGCUGAGCUCGUCAAGCGACCUUGACCAGACACCGUCGCCGCCGCUACAGCAGCAGCAGCCACCAUCGGACCCUCAGCGGCGGCCACAGCAGCGGCGCGCGACCGACGUCAGCGGCGGCGGCACGCCGGGCGGCCUGCACGCGUCGCCGCCGCACGCGGCCGCACGCGCCCGCCGCGGCAGUGCCGACGCCGCCGGCGGCGCCCGCAUCCUAGCUCCGGGCGCGCCUCAGCGGCGGCUCACGACUGGCGGUUUGGGGGCGGGGUCCGCCGGAGGCCCGACGCCGGCCGCAGCCGCAGGGGUUGAUCCGUUGCCGGCCGCGGCGCCGGGCCUGGCCGGCGCAACAUGGCACGAGGUGCGCGCCAAGCUAGCCGAGCUACAGGUGAGGGCGCAGCGCGUCAAGGUGCAGUGCGGCGCGCCCUCUGGCGCCGACGGCUGGGACGGCGGCGCGGCGCACGUCGGCAGCGCGGGGCUGUUCUCGCCGCAGGCGAGCACGCCCCAUGAGCGGCUGCUGGUGGCGAAGCUCAUGGAGGCCAGCUCACCCGCCCGCCCCGUCGCCGCACCCUCGGCCUCGCGCAGCCAAAUCAUGGCGGAGCAGGAGCAUACCUUGAAGGUCGCCAUCGCAGCACUGGCUCCCGCAGCCGCGGGCGGCCGGCUGGGGGGCGGCGCUUGA
Messenger RNA from Monoraphidium neglectum, 1461 nucleotides. RefSeq lists its product as hypothetical. The record is from RefSeq and is a predicted model, not a curated record. The transcript has 4 exons. Bases 1 to 1461 code for a protein of 486 amino acids. NCBI's taxonomy places the organism in Eukaryota, Viridiplantae, Chlorophyta, Chlorophyceae, Sphaeropleales, Selenastraceae.